AUGAACCUGCUCGAGUGCCAGCUGGUCGGCACCCCGGUGGUCAGCACCGCCUUCGGCUCGAUGGGCGACUUCACGCGGCUCGGCAUCGCGGUGCCGCACCAGCAGCGCACCUUCCUCCUGCGGGGCAUGGUAGCCCAGCCGCACGUGCCCGGCGUCGUCGCGGCGCUGCACGCGGUGAGCGGGUCGCACACGGGUCCCGAGGAGUCGCACUCCCCAUGGGUGCUCUCCUCGCCGCCCGGCGUGCACUACGACCACCGCCAGCUGCAGGGGCUCCUCUCCGCACUCAACUGGAGCGAGUUCGACGCCGCGCUCGUCCCGCUCGUCCGCGCGGACGGGAGCGCUGUGCCGCCGGUGUCCGAGGACGGUUCGGAGGUGCAUCCCGACCAGCCAGUCCUCGUGAGGACGGCGCUCUUCGUCAACGCGCAGCUCAACUCGUUCCGGCGCCUCGGCGUCGUGCAGAUGAUCCUGUCGAUGGCGAGCGCGAGGGGGCGGGUCAAGCGCUUCCCCGACGGGCUCGCGCGCUUCGCACACCUCGGCGGCGGGGAGGAGCAGGAGGAUCACGAACACGAUGAGCUUUGA
Emiliania huxleyi CCMP1516 is the source of this 579-nucleotide messenger RNA. RefSeq lists its product as hypothetical. The coding region runs from base 1 to 579 and encodes 192 amino acids. The transcript is spliced from 3 exons. NCBI's taxonomy places the organism in Eukaryota, Haptophyta, Isochrysidales, Noelaerhabdaceae. The record is from RefSeq and is a predicted model, not a curated record.